Messenger RNA from Clunio marinus, 741 nucleotides. The record is from the annotation of a GenBank genome assembly. NCBI's taxonomy places the organism in Eukaryota, Metazoa, Arthropoda, Insecta, Diptera, Chironomidae.
AUGUCAAGAGGCAGCAGUGCUGGUUUCGAUCGUCAUAUUACGAUCUUUUCACCUGAAGGAAGACUAUAUCAAGUUGAAUAUGCUUUUAAAGCAAUUAAUCAAGAAGGAAAUACAUCAGUGGCUUUAAAGGGAAAAGAUGUAGCAGUUGUAGCUACGCAAAAGAAAGUUCCAGAUAAGUUAAUCGAUCCUGAUACUGUAAGUCAUUUAUUCCGGAUCACAAAACGAAUUGGAUGUGUGAUGACAGGCAAAAUUGCUGAUAGCAAGUCACAAGUACAGCGUGCUCAAUAUGAAGCAGCUAACUGGAUGUAUAAGUACGGAUAUGAAAUGCCAGUCGAUGUUGUUUGUCGUCGUGUUGCUGACAUUGCUCAGGUUUACACUCAAAAUGCUGAAAUGCGUCCUUUAGGUUGUUCAAUGAUUCUCAUUGGAUUCGAUGAUGAACUCGGUCCAUGUGUUUACAAGACAGAUCCAGCCGGUUAUUAUUGUGGUUUUCGAGCUAUUUCAGUUGGUGUAAAGCAAACUGAAGCAAACAGUUAUUUGGAGAAGAAGCUCAAGAAGAAGAUGGACUACAAUGAAGAUGAAGCUAUUCAAAUGGCAAUCUCAUGUUUGUCAACUGUUCUUGCUCUCGACUUUAAAUCAACUGAAAUUGAAAUCGGUGUGGUGUCUCGUGAAAAUCCUGAAUUCCGUAAAUUGCCUAAGGAGGAUAUUGAAAAACAUUUGAAUGAAAUUGCUGAAAAGGAUUAG